CUCGCCUCUCAUUGUUGCGUUGAGUAGAUACCCUCCGGCGACGUCUUCACUACUCAUCUCUUUACUGUAGCUCCUCGAAGGCACGUAACUCACACUUUAUCUGACUCGUAGGCAGACUUAUUCGAUAGAAUACUAUAGUAAGAGACUACGUCUUCGACAUCUGAGCUAGUACUGUCAAGUGCCCUGCUUUAUUAUCAUCUCGUUUUCAAUGGCUAGUUUGAAGGAAGAGAACGACGCUUUGGGAUUGCCUCCACUCGAGGGGAAAUUUGUCAGUGAACUUGGUCGGGAGCUUUAUCGGAGGUUGUUCUCCUACUCCUCUAAAGGCAUGUCCGUCCCAUAUAGGCAUCAGAUGCGGAUGAUACUGAUUCCCGCAUGGUUAGAUUACCGCCGUGACGAGUGGAUCAAGACUCUUACGCGCGACGAGCAGGCUGCUGUCAGGGCCGAGAUGGAUCGAGAGUUGAAGCAGGCAGAAGAGGAUGAUGCAGCUUCAGAUCCCACGCGGCAUACAUCCUCGCUGUUGAACAGGCUUUGUGGCUUCAAUACGGACGCCUUAGCAUGGGAAUACGGCGUCAUGGAUGGGAACAUGACAGAGUUGCGCAUUCGUCAGGAGCAGGAAAGGGAGGCUAGAUAUUUCGAAUGGUCACAAACAAGUGGUAUUCCUAGGGACGUCAAAAUCUUCCAUAUGCGAAACUCUAAAGGACAUUAG
Stereum hirsutum FP-91666 SS1 is the source of this 706-nucleotide messenger RNA. RefSeq lists its product as uncharacterized. NCBI's taxonomy places the organism in Eukaryota, Fungi, Basidiomycota, Agaricomycetes, Russulales, Stereaceae. Bases 209 to 706 code for a protein of 165 amino acids. The transcript has 4 exons. The record is from RefSeq and is a predicted model, not a curated record.